This is a messenger RNA of Zonotrichia albicollis (white-throated sparrow), 8992 nucleotides long. NCBI's taxonomy places the organism in Eukaryota, Metazoa, Chordata, Aves, Passeriformes, Passerellidae. The record is from RefSeq and is a predicted model, not a curated record.
CGUGUGGCACCAGGAGCACGUUGGGACGGAAAUUAGGCAUCUCUGUCCCUUGUUGGGCCCAGGCAGCCGCUUCUGGAGAGGCCGUGAUUUUGUGUUUGUUGUUAUGUGCUGUGUGUAAUACAGAGGCGCCCCUGCUGCAGGGGGGUGGGGAUCACUGGGAUGCCCAGGAUGAUAACCGCAGGAGCCAGGGUUUCCCGUUGGCAUCCACGUGGACUUGGCUUCCUAGCCCAUAGUUAGGUGAACAGCUGAGUCAUGCUCCAAGCCUGACCAUCUGAGGCUGGUGUAACGUUUCAUGAACAUGAAAAUUAAAUGUGGAGUUUGAGCUGGUAUAGAGAUUCACACCAGCCCAUGUUCCCAGGUGAGUUUUUGAUCAGGCACAAGGAACCCUGGAGCUCAAUUUGCUGAAUGGCUGAGGCACGGCCUGGGUGACCCUCAGCAGGUCCUGUAAACUCUGUGAAUUGGCUUCCCCAAAUUAAAAAUUGAGUUUGGGCUAUUGAUUUCCGUUGUAAAGUACUCUGGACCUUAUUACUUUGAAGUCCAUGUUUCAACACACAUUAGGAUAACUUAUGAUAAUCACCAUAAGAAUUUUAACUGUAACUACAAUCCUUCACAUCUUUCAUUCUUCAGGAGCAUUUGCAGAGAGCAUUGUCAUAAAAACAUCAGGUUGAAACUUGCCUUAUCUUGCUAUUUUUCCAGGGAGCUAUGAAAUAUUAAGACUAUGUCUACAGUGUGAGAUCUGUUUAGCAUCAUUUAUUUACCUAAAACACAUUCAGAGUUGUCAGAGUGGCAUUUUUCCUACUAUCCUGUUUUUGCUUGGAUGUGUCUAGGUGCUUUAUUUAUUAACAUAAAUAUAUAUGACAUAUAUUUUAAUGUAUUUAUUAUGUAUGUAUAAAUACACAACAAAAUAGGCUCUUACAUUGUUCCUAACCACUUGUUUUGAGGAUAUAUUUUCAUUAUUUCUAGAGACAUUCUUAGAAUAUUGAGAGGCAAGUAUAGCUUUGUCUAGAACUGCACAUUUUUGAGUUUUUGUAGAGUGAAAAUAGUGUUUUAUGCCUUGUGUAUAGUGUACACACUAAUGGUAAUAUGCUGCUUUUCUGGUAACCAGAUUCCUGAAGUGAUGGCAAGCUAUCUGUAUUGUAUUGUAGACAGUUUCCAUAUUUCCAUAGAAAGUGGACUGGUUCCUGAAAGUUAGUCUACACCAUGGUUCCUUCACUUUUUACAGAAUUACCUAGCUGGGUUCUUGCCAUAAUAAUGGAUAUCUUGGGGCACUUCAGUAGUGUGCUGCAAUGUUUAGUAAAUUCUAAUGCUAGAUGUGAUGUCCUGUGAGCUUCCACUGUGAAAACAUCACUUGCAACUCAGUAAAUACUCAGAAGGGUGGGAAUGUUGGGAAUGCCUCAUUAGAUUAUCAGAAGACUGUAAACUUUUAUUCAGAAGAUACACAGAAUUAGUGAUGCCCCAGUGGAUAGUUACUACAAAUAUGAAGCCUUGAAAUUAUGUCACCUAAUGGUGUAGUUUGGAGACCGAAGGACUUAACCAAACUCAUUGCAUUAUUUCCUGAAAAGGUGAAUUUACUGCCAUGUUUUCUGUUUCUGAGCUUGCUGAACACAACUGAUUCAGUGUCAGUCUUUGGUGUAAUUUCUGUUCUUAUGGGUUUGCAUUUGACUGAAGAAAUUUCAGUAGGUAUGAAGAGUGAGACUGAGAUUUUUCUGCAGUGGUAUCAGCCAAAGCAGAUAAAGGGGCUGUAAGUAAGGACAUUUAGUUUAUUAUUUGUGUAAAUGGCCCUAAUUAGUUUGAAAUGGUCAGGUACCAAUUGAAAUUUGCAAAGUGGAUAGACACAAAGCUAUUUGCAUUACAGUUGGUAUAAUAGUUUUCAGUCUGAGUGCUGAUGUUUCUGGGAAGCAUAUGGGAGUUCAGCCCAUAACCAUUUUUUUGUUGCGUUGUCUCAGGAAAGGUCCAAACCAUUCACUUCUAGAUGAAAAUCCUGUUUGGAGUCUUAUUAAAAGUAACAGUCAGGCAAUUUGAUUAAAAGGUGUCCUAAAAAUUUGCAGUAAGUAUUUAAUAACAGGUUAUUAUAUAAAACUGUUGGAUGAAUUGGAUUUCAUUUGGGAGCAGAGAUAUACUUGGGCAUUUGAUAAUUUCUACUGGUUUUUAGUGUCCUUUGGACAUCUGGAUUCAGUUUUCUUACACAGUUUAUGAAGGAACAAAGUGAAGGGGCAUUGAAGUGUUUGCUUUUACAUGCAAAUAAAACAGAAAAGAAGUGAAUGCUCCUCUGUAAGUACUUUAAUAAUGUGUUUCUUAUAUGUUUUUGGCCUAUAUGUGUACAUGAAACCAUGCUGUUUGAAAAAGUGUCUGAUCCUAUCCUCCAUUUAGCCAGUGGCAGAUUGUUCAGCAUCUUCUUUUAGAUUGUGUAUAGAAAUAUUAGAAGGGUUGUGGGGUUUUUUUCCAUAUAAAUGUGAAGUUUGAAAGAAAGGCCUCCAUUGUUCCAGUGCUUCCAUAUGCCAGAUGCACAACAGAUGAGGAUUAUGUAUAAUAACAUGUUAUCUUAGUAUGGUUUCUAGUGAAUCUGUAAGCCAAGAAAAAUAGUAGGAAGAUGUAGAAAACAGAGGGAGCAUGUGGUAUUUCAGUGGCAGCAUCCUGGGAAAGCCUUUUUCUACAAAAGGGAUUCUGCAAUUCUUGCAGGCUUGUUCCUGGCCAUGUCAUGGGUCAAUUAUGGUUAACUCAGCUGGUCCAGCUUUUCUGUGAAAUUGCCAGUGUUUCAAUUGGCAAAUAGGUAUUUCUCAGGAAAUCUGAUGCUGACUUUUGUACCUUGAUGCCCUUCUUGGCUGUGAUCUUUCAAAACUUUGCAGUAGGAUAACUUGCAGAAUGAAGAUGGUUGUUGUUUUGGCAGCUGCUGUCAUUAAUGCAGAAUGCAUUUGGCACCAAAUAGAAUGCAGUUGGUUUUGAGAUUGUCUUUGCCUACAGUAAAAAAUAAUUGAAUUUUCACAAAUUGAUGGAAGUUUAUAGUCUCUUGUGUUUCUGUGUAAAGAGUACAUAGAAAUGUUGAGUACCUAGUUUCAUAGUUGAAUCACAUUCUUUUUAGACUGAACUAAGGUUUCAGUCUAAAGCUGAAGAAGAAAAAUCUUGGGGAUUGUCUAGCUCUGUGUUGGUUCUUUAGCUGUAGAUGUAUCAGCACAUGUAGAAUUUCUGGGUUUAGAUUUUGAAUGCUUUAUAAUAAUAUUUUAACACCAAAGACCUUUUGAUAUCUAUAUCUUUUGAUAAAGGUACCACCAAAAGAUGGUAAAGUUGAGCUUAGUUAAAGUCAGAAAUCAGGGAGUCUCUUCAUAUUCACACUCUUGAAAGAUUGAGACUGCUAAGGGAUGAAAGGGCAUUUCUUUCUUCUUCCCACUCUGUAACCCAAGCUUUUUGGGAUUUAUAAAGUUUGAUGUUUAAGUCAAAUUUGUCUAAAUCUAUGAUAAUUUUUGUGUGUGUGAGUGAGUGAAUUUGUUCUUUAUAAAGUGCAGAGUUUCUGCAGUGAAAAAUAGUGGUUUAUUUUUAGAAAAUCUAUGGCUACAUAUUCAUUUCCUUAGCAACUUUCCAUGAAACAAACAGCCUGCUCUUCUUUCUUCCCAACCAAAACAAACUUAAACUGGCUUAUUAAUUUAGGCAAUUUUCCCAUGAAAACUGGGUUCCAUGUCUCUGCCACAAGCAUUUGUAAUCUUCCAGGUCCCUGAAAAAAGUCCUCUUGCAUGAAACACUAAAGGACAUAUUCUAAAAAAUACCAUAAAUUUGCAGUGAUGAAGUUGGUGAUAUUUUUCCUCUGCAAUUGUUAUAUUUCAGUUUUGCAGAGUAAAAACUUCUGUCUCUUUUUCUCUGUCAUGCAUGUCUGUUCGCUUUAUUUGAUUGGCUCUGUGAGUUGCACAGCACAGUAAACUGGUGUGUGUAUUUACACUGGGCAAAGCUAUCCCAUCAGGAAAGGCAAAGGAGACAAAACUGGCUUUGACAUUCAGCACAAUGCAAACCAAAAAUAUUGCUGGUUUGAGUGAGUUUUUACACCCAAACUCAAUUUAAUGCUUCUCCAAAAUAUAGCUCUUUGUAGCAUGGGAUGGUACCAGUUGUGGCAUAAUGUAAGUUUAUAAAGUUUAUAUGGCUUAACAUGAUUGAAUCCUUUACAAAUAGAGCAGUGAAAGGAGUUGCUAGGUAUCCUGCAGGAGCCCAGUAUCAAGUUUGCUGAUGGUUGUGUUCACUGUAGCCAUGGACAGUUCAGCCGAAUCACUUCAGCCAAGAGCUCACACUCAGAAAUUAAGUCUUUGCUCUCUGUUUUAAAAGGAAACAGGACUGACAAAACUUGUGACUAAUCUUCCCUUUUCCAUCUGUUUCCAUAUACCUGUCAGAAAAGAUAAUUCUUCUGGCUCCUAUUUUCCAAUAUACUGAAAUCCACCAAACUGCCCUUGCUGUAACACAAUGUAUUUCAUGUGUUCUGUUGACAUUGAUGACUCUAUUGCAAAAUACAGUCGUGAAUAUAAACAGAUCUAUGUUAAUUUUAAGGUCUGCAGAAACACAUGACAAAGGAAUCAAUUCUGAAGAGGAAAAGGACAGAUAUUGUAAUGUCAGAAAUUUUAUUUCUGGCAUUUGAAGGUGACACUCUUGGAGUUUACUGUUUCAAAUCAGAAGCUAAUGCACACAAGCUGUCUUUCUUUGUUUCGAAUGCAUCUCCUUCCAAUCCUUAAAAUUGGAAUCCUUAAAAUUUUCCUCAAAAAUGACAACUCCAUACCUGAAAGAGAUUGUAAGCAUUGUAUAUUCAAUAAAGGAGAGAACAGGGACCCAAUUGCUGCCUCUUUAGGCAGUUUAAGUAACAGUCAAAGAGUUUCUACUGGGUCCGAGAGGUUUGAAGCUUCAAGUGUGAAAUCAGUACAUUACUAAUAGGAUGAUGCAAAUUUCACCUGCUUUCAUCCAAGAGAAAAUAUUACAAUCUAGUCUGCCUAAAAAUAAGUCAUAAUACCUCCCUCAGUAACUUCCUCACCAUAUCUGUAGCUUCCAUUUGAACCAUGUUAUCUUGCUCAGAAAUGAAAAGUGUCAGUUCAAAAACUGGUGUUGAGGAAUCCUCCUGCAAAUCAUGUAUUCCAGCAGCCAGUUAGUUUCACUUAGGAAAUGUGUAUUAUUUUUCUUUAGUCUGAAUAAAAUGAUGCUGUUUCCUGCAUUGUCAUAAUUCUCUUAAAUAUCUGUGUUUUGAAGAUUGGAUGUACUUAUUUGAGUGGGAUAAAAAAAAAUCUCUAGAGCUGUGUCUGUUUCUGUAUUGAAGUUUUGUUAUGUAUUUUGGGGAGUUGAUUUAGCAUCCCACCAAGUCAGCGAUUCCUGAGUUGGUUUUGUGCCUUUUGUCAGUGGGGAUAGUUAAACACAGUCUUGAUUCUGUUUUUCUUAUAUUCUGCUUUCAGGCUUUUUUUAUGAUGCAUUCCUUAUGGUAAUUUUCAAGUAGUAAAUGUAAUUGCUAUAGAAAAGCACAAUAUCACAGUUUGACAUAAAGUUAUUUAACUUUCAGGAGAAGUUCUUUAAAAAUGUUGCAUUUUCACAUUGUUUGAAAUUUAGACAAGCUUUUCUUUGUUAGGUUGGAUGUGUGAGAGCUGCUUGUCUGCUCGAGCUCCUUCAUGCGUUUCCAGGGCAUUUCCACACAAAUAUGCUUAAUCAGCUUUUAGAGGGAGUCUGUUCUCUAACAGGAAUUCCCAAGUGAGCUGCAACUUUGAAAUGAAAUGGGGGAGAAGCUUUGAAAAAGUUACCAGGUCUUUGAAUUAGGAAGAGGGGAUCUCAGGUGGAGUACUUCAGGAAAAGUUCCUGUUCUUUUUCCACGCUGCUUUACAUCUCUGCUUUAGACUGAACAUUGUAUUGCAAGGGGAUUCCAUAGGUUACUAUUAGCUGUGUGCUCUUUUCCAUAUCUCCAGGCUUUUGGGCCUGUGAAGUCCUCAGUUGCUAGUUUUUCUUGUAGGUAUGCAGAGAGAUACUGAAUGGAUGGCAGUAAAAAAGCAAGUGUCUGAAUCAUGAGUUCUGAGGGAAGGCACACAGCUUGCCUUCCCCAUUGCCCUUUUAAAACUAUGUAUUAAUUUAGACAAUAAUUUGAGGGUCUCGAUUUUGUUAGUUUUAUUUUUCUUCUGCAGUACCUGGAAAACACAGUAAGAGUUAGCUUGUUAGGGCAGUGUGUUUAAGGAGUGAGUGAGAAAAGUGGUCUCUUUAACAGUAUUGGAAGUUUGUUUCUGUUCCUUAGAUGCUGCAGCUUUGUUUUAGGAAGAUGGAAGUGUUGGUUCUUGAGCACGUUUUUAAGUUGAGAUAUUUAUCCAGCUUUCUUUUCACGCUAGGUGUCAGUGUUAACUUACCUGUUCUGUAAUCUCAGGUGUAGUCAGGCUAUUGUCCCUGUGGAUACACCUGUAUUGAGUUCUCAGCUACAACUUCUGGUCAAAAGGUCAAGACAGUAAUGGCAAACAGUGAUUUGUAUGCUGACCCUUAAUGGUCUGUAAGUAUUUAUCUUGUGAAAAACCUUAUCUUUUUGCCCUCGAUUGCAUCAAGUAAACCUGGAAGGACCGGCCUGGUCCUUGUUAAAACGUCUGCUACAAUCUUUUCAAUACCCAGAUUUCUCUUUCAUCUUAGUUUUGGCUAAGACAGCCUUGAAAACCUGAAAGAUAGUAGAUGGAUGGUAACUGCAUUAUUCAAAAUUAAAUCCACUGGGAUCAUCCCAGUUGGGUUUCAUCCUCUCAAACUGUAAAUAAUUAGCUGACUAGCAGUAAUUCAUGCAGUGUCUCAUAAGGUCAUUUGUUAAUGUGUUACUUGAGCAUAUUGUGAGAUUAUUCAAAGGCAUGUGGCUGUUUGCCUUGUUUCUUUUGGUUUACAAAAGCUUUUUUAAAGUUGCCUGUGUUUCAGCUGAGGCUUUGUAAUGCUGACCAUAAUGUAAAUAUCCUGGUGGUUGAUACUGAUCUUGGGUAUCAGGAGGUUGGGUCACUUCUCUGCCUGCAGCUGUGACAGUGACCACAGCCCGUCUUCUUGGAUAAAAAGCCUCAGUGAAGGUAUUGUGUUUAGUAAUAACAAAUAGUGUGCCAUGAUGAGCAAUGGAGUAAACAUUGCUCUUUUUAUCUCUUUAGCUUCUGUAGAACCUAUUACUCUCUUACUUUAUAAAUUAACAGUUGUUUAUUUACAUUCUUUUUUAGUAUAUUUUUAUUUCAGGGUUUUAGCUGGGAGUUUGUUACACUGUCCUCUCUUCAAUAACACCUCUGUCCAAGAGAGGAGAAGCUGCCAAGUUUGGUAUUUUGGGACCUUUAAGUCAAAGGAGGCAGCUGUUGAGUUUGAGGCCUAAGGCUUUACUGAAAUAAAGCUGCACAUAUGCAGAAGUUGUAGCUGCUGUUGAUGUGAACACUCUUGCCAAUGAUGUUUAUAAGCACAACUUUCCCAGCACCUCGUUAUGGGCAAAGACUAUUGAGGGCAUAACACUGAAAGAAUUUGACAGAUUAUCUUUUGAUAUGAUUUUGAUGAGUCCUCCCUGUCAGCCUUUUACAAGAAUUGGCCUGCAAGGUGAUGUGUCUGAUCCACGGACCAAGAGCUUUCUCUAUAUCCUUGAUAUUCUCCCAAGGCUUCAGAAGCUUCCAAAAUACCUACUUUUAGAAAAUGUUAAAGGAUUUGAAUCCUCUUCUGCAAGAAAUGAACUUUUGCAAACACUAACAACAUGUGGAUUUAAAUAUCAGGAAUUUCUCUUGUCUCCAACAUGUCUUGGCAUUCCCAAUUCUAGGCUGCGGUAUUUUCUAAUUGCAAAGCUGCACCAAGAACCAUUUUCCUUUCAAGCUCCUGGUCAAAUAUUGACAAGAUUCCCAGAUCAGGAUCCAGAAGAUUUACUCAAGGAAAAAGUUGCUGACAAAGUGGAUGAAGCCAGUUCUUUGUCCUCUGAGGAGAAGAAUCUGGAUCCAAACAUUGGUCCAGAUUGCAGCAGCAAGAAGAGUUUACCAAAAGGGGCCUUUCUGUUUAAGCUUGAAACAGUAGAAGAGAUGGAAAGGAAACAUAAUCAGGAUAAUGAUCCCUCUAUUCAAAUGCUAAAAGACUUUUUGGAAGAGGAAAACGAAGAUAUGAGUCAAUAUUUCUUACCACCAAAGUCCUUACUGCGCUAUGGUCUCUUGUUAGACAUUGUUAAACCCACCUGCCGGAGAUCCACGUGCUUUACCAAAGGGUAUGGACACUAUGUAGAAGGGACUGGCUCUGUUCUGCAGACAGCAGUAGAUGUACAGCUUGAAUCAGUGUUUAAACACAUUGAUGAGUUACCAGAAGAAGAGAAGCUUAUGAAAUUGUCAUCAUUAAAACUGAGGUACUUUACCCCAAGAGAAAUAGCAAAUCUUCAUGGAUUCCCUUUGGAAUUUGGUUUUCCUGAAAAGGUGACAGUAAAGCAACGCUAUCGUCUGCUGGGAAACAGCCUCAAUGUACAUGUGGUGGCAAAAUUGAUCUCCAUUCUACUUGAAUAAUUUAGAACCUGAAACUGAUGCAUAUGGACUGGUGACAGAAAAUACUUCCAUCUUUUAGGAGAAAGCUGAUGGAACCUGGACAAAUACCAGAGCUUGCCAAGAUACUUGUCCAGACAUUUUGCUGAACGGUUUUGAUAUAUUUCUAAUAACUUGCAUUUAGGAUGGAUUUAAACUGUAUAGGUGUUUUAUUUAAAGGGCAGUUUACAGGACUUACUUGCUUUAUUUGAAUAUUCUUUUUAGUUUGCAGAAUUAAAAAUAGUACACAUGCUAAUACUUCAAUGAGAAAGGACAAGAAUAUUUUAUUUUACUUUAUUUUAUUUUAUUUUUUAUCAUAAAACCAUUUUGAGUACUGUGUGAAACUGUGUCAAAGCUGUUUCAAUCAGGUGCAGAGAUCAAGUUCUAUGUGUAAAAUGUCUUCAUCUUUAAAUGUAAGUAAUCCAUUCUGAAAAGAUUUGCUGUAUAUAUGAUCUGAAAUUUUGAUGUGAUUUUUUUAGGUCAUGAAACUAAUAAAUUCAGUAUUUUAUAUACAA